AUGUUUAAUGUCCCAAACAACACAAUAUUUGCAAAGCAAUUUCAGGGCCUUCUAGCACUGCAACGAUCACUACCAAGACAACUGCUACGACCACAACAAGCACAACGACAACAACCACAACAACCACAACAACGACAACCACAACAAGCACAACAACGACAACCACAAAAACGACCACGACAACCACAACGACCAAGACUACGACUACAACGACAACAACGGUGA
Messenger RNA from Rotaria sordida, 225 nucleotides. The record is from the annotation of a GenBank genome assembly. Lineage: Eukaryota; Metazoa; Rotifera; Eurotatoria; Philodinida; Philodinidae.